GUGAAGGCAGCAGCGGACUGUCAGCUGUGGAGAGGAAGGUGUGUUUAGUUGGAGGUUUCGAGAGCGCAGCGUCUCUCACACGGGCGGCUUCCUCGCCUAUUGUUAGCAUAAACUCGCGUUUUUACCGCUCUCCUGUUUUACUCGGAUACACGCUUCGAAAAAAACGUUUAUGGUCCUGGCUGAAGAUUUCACCAUGUCUCGCACCGACGAGGUUCACCGCUUUACAGAAAAUGUCUAUAAGACCAUCAUGGAGCAGUUCAACCCCUGCUUACGGAACUUUGUUGCCAUGGGGAAGAACUAUGAGAAGGCCCUCGCCAGUGUGACAUUUGCUGCCAAAGGCUACUUUGAUGCUCUGGUUAGAAUGGGUGAACUGGCCAGUGAAAGUCAAGGAUCCAAAGAUUUGGGGGAUGUGCUGUUCCAGAUGGCGGAGGUCCACAGACAGAUCCAAGUGCAGCUCGAGGAGAUGUUGAAAUCCUUUCACAAUGAGCUGCUCUCUGAGCUCGAGAAGAAGGUGGAGUUGGACGCCCGUUACUUGACUGCUGCCCUGAAGAAAUACCAGGUGGAACACAAGAGCAAAGGGGAGAGUCUGGAGAAGUGCCAGGCUGAGCUAAAGAAGCUGCGCAGGAAGAGCCAGGGCAGCAAGAACCCCUCCAAGUAUGGCGAGAAGGAGAUGCAGUUUGUGGAGACUAUCAGUAGUAAGCAGACUGAGCUAGACACCUUCAUCGCUGAGGGCUACAAGACAGCCUUGUCUGAAGAACGUCGUAGGUACUGCUUCCUGGUUGACCGCCAGUGUGCUGUGGCCAAGAACAGCAGUGCCUACCAUGGCAAGGGUAAAGACCUUCUCACCCAGAAGAUCCCAGUGUGGCAACAAGCCUGCUCCGACCCCAACAAACUGCCCGAGAGGGCCAUGCUCCUGGCCCAGCAGAUGGGCUCUGCCGCCCUAGGGGGCUCAAGUCCCCUACACACCUCCAAAUCCAACCUGGUCAUCUCAGACCCCAUCCCCGGGGCCCAGCCUCUACCUGUGCCCCCAGAGUUGGCUGUUUUUAUGGGAAGCGGCCUGGGACACCCAGCGAGGCUGAUGGGCCCUGAUGGUAUGUCCAUGGUCAAUGGGACAACAGGAGUUCAUGGAGAGGAAUACUGGACAGAUGGGGGUCCGAUGUCCGUGUCCCAGAUCAGGCCUUCAUCCCCUCAGACCCAGGCACAGGGCCCGUCCCAGGCCCCGCCCCAGAGGCAGGUCAGCGAUGUCUACUCCAACACCCUCCCUGUGCGCAGGCCUGCCCCUGCCAAGAAUAAAAACCCAGUGGGAGAGACACGGACCCUGCCCAGAUCCAGCUCCAUGGCGGCAGGACUGGAGAAAAACGGACGUGCCCGUGUCCAGGCCAUCUUCUCUCAUGCUGCAGGUGACAACAGCACCCUGCUCAGUUUCUCUGAGGGAGAUGUUAUAACUCUGCUAGUGCCUGAAGCCCGCGAUGGCUGGCACUAUGGGGAGAAUGAGAAAAACAAAAUGCGUGGCUGGUUCCCAUUCUCUUACACACGUGUGCUGCCUGACAGUGACAGUGAGAAGCUCAGAGUGAAUCUGCACCAUGGGAAAAGUAGCAGCACAGGGAACUUGUUGGAGAGUGAUGCAUCACUGCCCACACCUGACUAUGGCCUGACCGCCCGACUCCUGGCACAGAGCCUCGCACAGACCCGACCACGUCCCUACAGCAUGGCAGGCUUUGGCACACAGCCUGCUAUUGAGGAUUAUGAUGGCCGCUUUGCCACAAGGAAGAAACCCAGAGAGAUUCUCAGCUUAGAUAAAUGGAACUUGGAUUACUACAUGCUACAUCCACGCUUAAUGUGCACAAAGCUGGAAGGAAUGUUUGACGAUUUGCAUGUAGUCGGUAAGGAUCCCAAACAGAACUUGAAUUUUCACAAAGCUGUCCCAUAAUGGAGUACACGUAGGACUUGUUACUUUUGUUCUGUGACGGUAUGCUCCUGUGACAAUGCAAGCCUUUUGCUUUAUUUGAGCAUGUAUUUGUGUAGGUAAAUGAAUGUCCUCAGAAACCAUAAAGUGCAUAAAUAAUCACCCGUAAUUAUCCAGAAUGAGGUAUUGGGCUGAAACUAAUAUGUUUUCAUUUCUGAUUAUUGUUGUAAGUUUUCACCAUUAGGUGGCGGUGACACAUGCCAUGGAUUGCGUUUUGACACCAAUAGUCCAAAACUCAAAUGAUUUUAAACAUUCAAAAAGCUCCAUCAGAGAAGUUAGAACCUCAAAUAUAAAAUAAUGUUUUUAUGACUUAUUGAUUAAUGAGGAGCAUAUUUAAGCUCAAGCAAGAUCUAAUUUGCAGAGAAAAUCCAAAUAUCACCAUCUUGCCAGGUGCAAAGUGUUUUCUUUUGUCUCUUCGUGAUCCUGUCCUCUUGGCUGUUUCUUACUUCUCUUUAUAAAACUAAUGAAUGCAUUCUAGCAGGAUCAGUGUCUCAGUUUAUUUUCAGAGUGCUCUUGGCUCAGUAUAUCUUAAGUGUAAUCCGUGAAGUCCUUGCUGACUCACCCAAGUCAUUAAGGUUAAGGUUAGGAAUUGUGCUCUCCCUGUCUCUGUCCAACCAGGGUUUACAUGGACUGAAUGAAUAUAAAUGUUUCUGUUUGUGUGUGUGUGUGUGUGUGUGAGAAAGAGAGAGAGAGAGAGAGAUCCAAGUUCUUCGAUGUAUGUGCAUUUGUCCUGGUGUUUGGUGCAGUACAGUAGAAAUCAUGCUGACCUCAUCUCAGUUAUCCCUGCUUGCUGGGGCUUUGGGCACCUGUGUCAAGCUGUUUUACAUACUCCUGUCUGCUCUAAAUGUGUUAUUUUUUGUGUCAAUAUUUUGUGACAACACUGUCCUAACAGGGUGUAGUCACCCCAACAGACUAAUCUAAUUAGUCUAAUUACAUCCCUCCAGCUUAGGAGAUGACUUAAUGAUUUUCUCAUCAACUAUAGAACAUUGGUUUUGUCUACCUUUUAGUGACUGGUACCAUACACUGAAAAAAAAAUAUAUUUCCGGUCAGCAAACAUAUAAGUGUUGAUGAGGGAAUUGGAAGUCCAAUCUUCCUGAACUCAGCACGUGUGUUUGGAGUUGUUGCUGCAGGUGGGGGCGAAGUAGAUUUCCCGACCCCACCUGCACUUCUCCUAAACUCUACACUGCCUCCUUGUGCCUGUCUUGUCUUUCUCCAUUUCUCUCUGAGUGUGUCCGACCUGGCAAGCUUCCUUCUCUCUUUGUUCCACAGUGACAGUCCUGAUGGCAAAUUGAUUUCGACUGUGUGAGAACAGACAUACAGACAGAAACAGACAGCUCCGGAUAGCACAGGGGCCUCUUCCUCCCCCAUCUUUCCCUCCUCUUAACCUCCCUACUGUCCAAUUAUCUCCACCUCUUCUCCUCUGCCUCCACACAUGCCCCUUCUCCGAAUGGAAGAGGCCAGUUUCAUCCCUCCUUUCUGUCCUCUCUUCCUCCCCGGGUCCCUCGUUUCCUUCCUCCGUCCAUCCUGGGUGCUGCUGCUGGUGGUGUCGGUGUGGACAGUAGCGGUUGGUGGGUGGAGGAUUGCGUUGAGCGGGAGAGCCAGAGCGGGGCCUACCUGCUCGGCAUGCAGCGAUAUGGACUCUGAAUACUCUAGCUCUGAUCAUAGUCCACCAUCAUGGACUUAUCUCUCAAGAGACUGCCUUUGCUCCUCCUGUCUUUCAUGCAUGUAUAUAGUUGUGUCAUUUUGUCAAACUGAAGGACAUAUUCAUAUACUGUACAAGUGCCAAAAGACUUCAAUGUCAUACUAAAGCCACUGACUAAAUGGCCUUUUUAAGCACACGUGGGGCCAAUAUUGUUGAGUUCCCAUCCAACACACGGCUCAAAAAGCUGUGCAGCAGAUUACUAUGUUUCUGUUCCGAGAGAUCCUGUAGGUCCUGCUGUGCUUCCUUGUGUCGGUGUUAGACUUGAGUUUCCGUCCACAAGGUGUGUCAUAUUUGCCUUACUUUGCUUAUUUUUUAUUGAACACGUACUUUAUGUUCAAUGAAGCAAUUUUGCAAAUUAAGCUUCACGAAUAUACAGUAUCUACAUAUAUAUAUAUAUUAUAUAUUGUUGCGAUCGACCCACCAAUUUGCACGGUAUUAUGAUCAUUACAAAAACUCGUUAUGAUGAAAAUUUCAAUUAAACACCCAUAUCUUGAAUUUUCAGCGGAAUUUACUACAGGAUUUGUCAGCCGGAAAAAAAUGUCUCACUCCGAUAUCUUUCAGUUUGGUCUUUACUUUUCUUUCUUUCUUUUAUUUGCCCCUGAAGGCACAGUGAGUUUGGAGGAGUCUAUGGUCUAUUGUUGAGUACCCUCAAUAACAACUGUGAAUUAGUUUUAGGUUAAAUGACAACCACGGCUUUUGCAGCUUUCAGUGUUAUUUAUUAUUGUAUUCCCUUGAGUGGAUAUGGAGUUUUGGUCUUUUCUUUUAAAAAAAAAAAUAUAUAUAUAUAUAUAUCUUGUCUUUGUAAAAAAAAAAACAAAAAAAAGACAACAUAUUUCCAGAAACAAUGAAAAACUAGUUGUGUAUCUUAUGCAUGCUGUGGAGGGAUACCAAAAAUGUGAUACUUAAAAUUGACCUUGAAUGUAUGGUGAUUUUUACAAAGGCAUUCUAAAUAAAACAUAUCUCUAUAUAUUAAUAAACA
This is a messenger RNA of Mugil cephalus (flathead mullet), 4647 nucleotides long. It is a transcript of the gene baiap2a, whose product is annotated as BAR/IMD domain containing adaptor protein 2a. The record is from RefSeq and is a predicted model, not a curated record. Gene Ontology annotation, cellular component: cytosol; nucleoplasm. Gene Ontology annotation, molecular function: protein binding; cytoskeletal adaptor activity. The coding region runs from base 170 to 1930 and encodes 586 amino acids. The transcript has 14 exons. NCBI's taxonomy places the organism in Eukaryota, Metazoa, Chordata, Actinopteri, Mugiliformes, Mugilidae. Gene Ontology annotation, biological process: actin crosslink formation; positive regulation of actin filament polymerization; actin filament bundle assembly.